CGGGUAUAUUUCUAAAUUUAAGCUACGAUGAGACGUUUCCGUCUUGUGGUAAAGUGCGUUCUGAAACUCAAGAAUGCAAGAAAACUGUGUCUGUGUUGACAAUCCAUCAGAAACAUUCAACAAAAUAACAACAUGGAACCAUCAGCUUCUGAAUUUGCCCUCUGUGGUUAGAUGUCGGAUUCUGUCCUUCCUGGACUGGGAAGACCGGAUCCUAGCAGGACAAGUGAUCCCCGGCUGGUACAGUGAGCUUCACUCCUCUUUUUCAUGGAACUUUGUGGAGUUCACCAAUUGGGCCAUUGGACUACCGGACGGUUUCAAUAGUGCCUUUAUUGAUGAGGGAAAGCAGCAGGAAAGAUGUAUUGAUGAGUUUGGAAAAUAUUUCCAACACAUUACAAUCGCGCUGUCCGUAUUUGACGUUCAAGAAAACAGUCAUGGUGUUCAUCUGCUCAAUAAGCUUUCACAGUGUUGUCCAAGCCUCAAAUCCCUCAGGAUUUACCAUGAGUUCAUGUUCUGUACUUUUGAAGGAAAGUGGGAAGACUACUUAUUACCUUUGAAAAAUUUGUGUGCAAAAUCGUUGAAACAUGUUCAACUUUGUAACUUGGAAGACUGUCCAAGGAAUAGUGAAACUAAGAACUGUAAAUUCUUCGAGGUGAUGCAAGAGGUGUCUAUGUGUGAGCGAGUUAAUGUGCUGGAGUUUACACUGCACAGUUAUUGUCAGAGACCUGUCAAAGGGUUACGGCCAUUCAACAGUCUACAUACACUGAAAACUGAGCAAAGUAGCAUCAGUACAGACAUUAUACAGGAUCUGGUCCAACAAAAUCUCCAACAGGUGUACCUGGUGCGAGACCAGAACACGGAGAGAUGGACAAGUGGUAAAACACCAAUACAGUGGUGUGACAUCAAACCAAAGAGGGGUCUUCAAGUGCAUUACAUCUUUGAUCAAAUCAAAGUACAAUUAAGUGACUUUGCUGUUAACCCAUUUUUAGAGUCAAUCACAUUGAGAAAAGUGCCAAAUGCAUUAUCUAGGGAUGUUUUGAGAAAUAUAGCAGCAUUAUAUGCCAAUAGUUUACAGACUUUUGCCCAUCUGUCAAUGCUUCACCCCACACUGCCGCCUUAUGAUGAUAUGGAGUCAUUACCAUGUGAUUAUUACUACUUCGCCAGCCAAUGUAGAAACCUGCGGACUUUUGUGUGUGGCAUUCCUUUGCCAUGUGAGGCAGUAUGGUGUCUAGCAAUGAAAGCUGACAAAUUGCAGAACCUUCACAUUCAGAAAGGACAGCUUCUCUACAACUACCGAGUGUGCAUGCCUGUACCCUCCACACUCAGAGAAGGGGGAGGUAUCCUGGACAGCGAGGCCUGUUUAUGUAAGGAAGUGUCUCAAUGGAUGGGCUUCAGCUGGACACCAAUACUGGAGGAAGAGAUGUCUGAGAAGACUGACAGACUGCUCCACUUUUAACAUCAAGACAACAUAUAUAGUACAAUGUAUAUAUGUAAAUGAACCAUUAGACAGGACAAUUAAAUCUCUGUGGGAGAUGAUCGUGCAAAAUACCAAUGUUGAUGACAUAGCAAAAUAAUUCUCAGAACAAUUUUCAAUGUAUUGUCUAGAUAUAUUUGUAUUGGAAUUUGAAGAACAGACCUCUUAUAAAUGCAUCAUAAUUGAGUUUAAUAAUGUUGAACUGUUGUAGCUACAGUAUAGUAGCAGUGACUUGUAAUUUUUAAUAAGAAAAAUAAAAUUGAAAUUUUUCAUAAUUA
This is a messenger RNA of Pecten maximus, 1749 nucleotides long. RefSeq lists its product as uncharacterized. Gene Ontology annotation, molecular function: protein binding. The transcript is spliced from 2 exons. NCBI's taxonomy places the organism in Eukaryota, Metazoa, Mollusca, Bivalvia, Pectinida, Pectinidae. The coding region runs from base 74 to 1453 and encodes 459 amino acids. The record is from RefSeq and is a predicted model, not a curated record.